Neogale vison (American mink) is the source of this 2514-nucleotide messenger RNA. RefSeq names its product erythroblast membrane associated protein (Scianna blood group) (gene ERMAP). Gene Ontology annotation, biological process: regulation of cytokine production; T cell receptor signaling pathway. Gene Ontology annotation, cellular component: external side of plasma membrane. Gene Ontology annotation, molecular function: signaling receptor binding. The transcript has 13 exons. The record is from RefSeq and is a predicted model, not a curated record. Bases 1 to 1857 code for a protein of 618 amino acids. Lineage: Eukaryota; Metazoa; Chordata; Mammalia; Carnivora; Mustelidae.
AUGGUUACACAGUUAGCUCACCUCCAUAGCCUUCCUGAUGUCCCUGUCCGGUGCCUCCUCUCCCUGAAUGGCCGGAGGAAGCGUUCCCAGCUUGGAGACUCCAGCUCUGCUGGUGAGGCACAGAGGGUCCUCGAUUCCAAAAGUGUUCCCACGGAGAUGGCAAGUUCCUCUGGCUCCUGGCUCUCCAGCUGCCUCGUGGCACUUAUGUUCCUCCGGCUGCCCCUGCCGUUGUCAGGGGACGCCGACGACUACCUCUUGGCCCCACUAGGGGGCACAGCCGAACUGCCCUGUCCCAUCCCCCUGUGGCCGGUGACCAUGCCCACCGCGGUGACGUGGCUGCGGUCCCCAAGCCCGGACCGCUCCCAGGUCGUGCACAUGUUCCGCGACGGGAGAGACCGGGAGGAAGGCGUGAUGCCAGAAUACAAGGGGCGGACCGCGCUGCGGAGGGACCCGAGAGAGGGGAGCGUGUCCCUGGAGAUCCGCCACGUCCGGCUGGAGGACCGAGGGCUGUACCAAUGCGAGGUCCAGAUCGGAAACCUGACUCGGGACGGCAUCGUGACCCUGCAGGUGGCAGUUCUAGGCUCCGACCCUUACAUCCACGUGAAGGGCUACAACGCUGGAUGGAUCCAGCUGGUGUGCAGGUCUGCGGGAUGGUUUCCACAGCCCUUGGCCCAGUGGAAAGACCCUCAAGGCAGAGUGCUUCAACCCUUGUCGGAUGUCCAUGUCCUGGAAGCUGGGCUCUUCCGGAUCGCGGUGUCUAGCAGAGUCAGGGACAGCACGCUGGGGAACGUGUCCUGCACCGUCCACAAUUUGGCCCUCGGCCAAGAGAAGACCACAGCCAUGCUCAUAGCAGCCCCUUCUCCAGGGAGGAUCUCCUCCUCUACAGUGGCUCUUGCUGUCAUCCUGCCUGUCCUGGGGAUUCUCAUCAUUGUGGGCAUUUACCUCAUCUGGAAGCAAAGAAGAUCAAAAGAGAAGCUUCUCUAUGAACAGGUGAUGGAGGUAGAAAAUCUUCUCUCAGACCACGCAAAAGAAAAAGGAAGGCUCCAUAAAGCCCUCAAGAAACUCCGGAGUGAACUGAAGUUGAAAAGAGCUGCGGCGAACUCAGGCUGGAGGCGGGCGAGGCUGCACUUUGUGGCAGUAACCCUGGACCCAGACACAGCACAUCCCAAACUCAUCCUGUCUGAGGACCGGCGACGUGUGAAGCUUGGAGAGAGAAGGCAGCCUGUGCCCGAUGGCCCCCAGCGAUUUGACUUCGUCGUCAGUGUCCUGGGCGCUGAGUACUUCACGGCAGGCUGUCACUACUGGGAGGUGGACGUGGGAGACAAGACUAAAUGGGCCUUGGGGGUGUGUAGUGAGUCUGUGAGCAGGAAGGGGAAGAUCACUGCCACGCCUGCCAACGGACACUGGCUUGUCCGCCAGAGUAGUGAGAAGGAGUACGAAGCUCUCACAUCCCCGCAGACCAUGCUCCGCCUCAAGGAGCCCCCGAAGUGUGUGGGAAUUUUCCUGGACUAUGAGGCAGGCAUCAUUUCCUUCUACAAUGUGACCAGCAGAUCCCACAUCUUUACUUUCACCCACACCUUCUCUGGCCCCCUUCGCCCUUUCUUUGAGCCCUGCCUUCAUGACGGUGGGAAAAACACAGCACCUCUAAUCAUCUGCUCAGAACUCCAGAAAUCAGAACCACCAACCGUCCGCAAGCCAGAAGAAAAAGGUCAUGCGAAUGGAGAUGUGACCAUGAACGUGAACCCUUCCUUAUUCCCCCCUCAGGCACUGGAGAUUUUCCCACCCAGGGAUAUGAUCCUGCCCUGGCCCUCUGACCUUGCCCCAGCCCUUCAAGGUCUCAAGGUUCCUUCUUUUUAGGGCUGUACCUCAUUACCUGCUCCCCUGAUGGUCCAGCGUCCUGCCCUGGAUUUCCAUCUGCUGGCCCAACACCUGAUUCUGAAACAUCCCAUCUCCUUUCCCCAGAUCUAGAUCUUGUGAUUUCGAAUCACAUCACCUUCCACCCAGCGCUCAGUUCUAAACUCUGUCAUCCUUCCGGGACUUAAAGCUCCCAUUGCUCUGGAAGAAUUCUUGAAAACCAACCAUCCGAUUAGGUUUAGUGGAUGAUGGGAUGGUGACCGUGUCCCCAAGAUACAGAGGUUCUCUACUCGAGGAGCUAGUUAAAGGAACUUCACCCUGCCUCAUCCUGCACUUGACCUUUUAGUCAUGAGGUUAUGGUGCCCGGUCCCUGACUUCUCUCUUAUUCCCUCCAGAAUGGCUUUUUUCCUUCUCUCAGUGCAGGCCUCUAGCUCCUUUGGGUCACAUGCUCUUCCUUCUUCUUCUGGAAUAUGGGAUGGGGAAGUUGGAAGAGUAAAACAUGCCCUCCCUUUCUGUUUCCUUGAUGCUUGUUUACAGUAUAGUUUCCUGCCAUCCAGAGCCAAUGUACACGUUUUCAAAGCUAACUUACCUAUUGAAGCUAACCAGGUACAGGGAUUUUAAGUGUGGCAGCCAUAAUCCCGAAAAGCCUCAAGAGUACGG